AUGAGCGAGGCGACCUUCGUAGCAGACCAGCGGCGACCUGUAGAAGACUUCAUCGCUUUGACAGGUCUUAAGCCGAAAUAUGCGAAUGGAUGUUUCGAACGCUUUGGUGGCUAUGCGCCGGCGUUGGCUUCGUUUGCUCAAUCCUAUGCGAAGUUACCAAACGAAUACUUUGAUGAUGUCAGCAAGGUGGAACAAAACGCUGAGCUAAUUAACGCUGAGCUGAGGCUUAUUUACAGGCGGGCAAGAAAUAUAAAGCAUCAGUCUGGUGAUGAAGACGUAGGAGUCUGGGCCGCCUACUACGCGAAGCAAUCCCCCCCAGAGUCCAAGGCUCAGAGUGUCAAUGAUGUUAAGGCUGAUGCAACGCUCAAGCUGCUUCGAUCUGGCUUUAGCUUCACCGCCACCAAGGCCGCCACACCGUCAUCGGGCACGAUAAAGUUUGGGUUUGGUGCUCAAGCGGUGUCUUCUUCUUCUGAGGUCGCCCCCGUCUCUACCCCACUCAGUGUCUUUGCCCAGACAAAGACGACGGAAGAGAAGGUGAAGGAGACAAGUCGUGGAAGGAAAGUGACGUAUCACGAAGCCUUACACUUUACUGGGCCGCUUUUUGAUAUGCCUCUUUUUUGGGAAGAGGAAGUGAAAGGGCGAUGCCCCUUACUGAACCUUAACAAUGGAUUCCUUGAGGCAAACCGCGAUUUGCUGCGCGGCAGGCUAGAAAACUGGGUGAAGAAGGCUGGAUUCUUCCUGCAACCUGUCAAUUACGUCGAGAUUGAGGAUGACGAUGAAGAGACGACUCGUGUGAUUAUUAAGGAUGCAGACCGCACUUUUUUUCAUCCCGAACACCGCAAAAAGUUUGUUGCUUUUCUUUCAGCUAUGCAUAAUGAAUUCAACGCAUAUGGACAGGCGAUGAGUUACUUAGCUGGGCUUUGUUUGCUUGUUUUGAGUGAGGAGGAAACAGCUGCCGUCCUCCGAUACGUAACAAAGGAACAUAUUCCAGGCCAUUGGGCGGCCGAGGCGGUAGGUUUUUCGACCACAGCCUGGGUUGUGGAAGGCUUCAUGCAGCGCAUGUUUCCUGAUGUGGCGGAGCACCUUGAGACCUUGAAGCUGUGGCCGGAUACUUAUCUUCAGAAGAUCCUUACCGGUCUUUGCAUUCACGUUCUAGAAUUCAAGGAACUGUUUGUGUUCCUUGACCUUUUUAUGGAGGGUGGCGUGAAGUUUCUCAUUAAAUAUUGUCUUGCGAUCGUGGAGCACUUCCGCAGCGAUCUUCUUCGUGUAAAAUCCGCGGAAAACGCAGGUGACGUAUAUGCAAUCAUGCGACUUGACGCCAAGGUUGUUGAUUCUCACGAUGUCAGGGGCAUUUUGCAGCGGGCGCCGUUAAUCGAUCUUGGUCCGGAGGGGGAAACUAUUGACGUCCUACGCAUGGAAGCCUACGAUAGGCAUGUUGCUCCUCGGCUGCAGCGAGCUCCGAAGACGGAGGCGUUUGAGCCUUGUGAUGUAUGUAACGAGCGGAAGCCGGUGUGGUGGAACGACGAGCUUGGGGCGGUGUGCACUGAAUGUAAGGAUGGAGCUCCGGAAUUGGCUUACAUCAAAUACUAA
This is a messenger RNA of Trypanosoma rangeli, 1590 nucleotides long. RefSeq names its product putative GTPase activating protein. The record is from RefSeq and is a predicted model, not a curated record. Bases 1 to 1590 code for a protein of 529 amino acids. The transcript has a single exon. NCBI's taxonomy places the organism in Eukaryota, Euglenozoa, Kinetoplastea, Trypanosomatida, Trypanosomatidae.